This is a messenger RNA of Procambarus clarkii (red swamp crayfish), 1734 nucleotides long. The record is from the annotation of a RefSeq genome assembly. NCBI's taxonomy places the organism in Eukaryota, Metazoa, Arthropoda, Malacostraca, Decapoda, Cambaridae.
GUGGUUUGAAAAUUCUCUAUGCAUUUAGUGAGGUUAGUUUUUUUAAUUGUAAGUUCUUUAUUGUGUUUAAGUAUAUCUUUAAUGAGAUUACAGAAUUUGGUUAGGUAUGUAAUUGAGUGGGAAUUAUAUUCUUUAAAUUCUUCUUCUAUUGUGGUAACUUUGGUAUUUGAUUGGUUAAGUUUUAUAUUUUUAAGAUUUAUUUUAUUUAUUUCUUCUAUGGUUAUAUUUUAUAGGGGGGGAUAUAUAAGGGGAGAUAAACAUUAUAAUCGUUUUAUAUAUUUAGUACUUGCUUUUGUUAUUUCAAUAAAUGCUUUAAUUGUUAGGCCUAAUUUAAUUAGUAUUUUAUUAGGGUGAGAUGGGUUAGGGUUAAUUUCUUAUGUAUUAGUGAUUUAUUAUCAGAAUGAAAAAUCUGCUAAUGCGGGAAUGUUAACUGUUUUAUCAAAUCGGGUAGGAGACGUAGCAAUUCUUUUAAGUAUUGCUUUGUUUUUUAGAAUGGGGGGCUGAAAUUUUAUGGUUUGAAGAUUAUAUACUAGUGAAGAUAUAAUUUUAAUAAAAGUAUUAAUUGUUGUGGCUGCUAUAACAAAAAGAGCACAAAUUCCUUUUUCUGCUUGGUUGCCAGCUGCUAUGGCAGCUCCAACACCAGUUUCUGCAUUAGUACAUUCGUCAACUCUGGUGACUGCUGGUGUUUAUUUAUUAAUUCGAUUUAGGCCUAUUUUUGAAGGGGCUUCGGUUCAAUCUUUUUUAUUAAUUAUUUCUUGUACAACUAUAUUUAUAGCAGGUCUAGGGGCGAAUUUUGAGUAUGAUUUAAAGAAGAUUAUUGCUUUAUCUACUCUGAGUCAAUUGGGGGUAAUAUUAAGAGUUUUAUCUUUGGGGUUUCCUGAUUUAGCUUUUUUUCAUUUAUUAACUCAUGCUUUAUUUAAGGCUUUAUUAUUUUUAUGUGCGGGGGUUGUAAUUCAUAGUUUGGGAGAUUAUCAGGAUAUUCGUAUAAUGGGGGGCUUGAUUAUUAGAAUACCUUUAACUGGUGUUUGUAUAAAUUUAUCAAAUUUAUCUUUAUGUGGUAUACCUUUUAUGGCUGGAUUUUAUUCUAAAGAUUUAAUUUUGGAGAUAGCUUUUAUAAGUAAUAUUAAUUUUAUUAGGUUUAUUAUAUAUAUCUUAGCUACUGGUUUAACAGUAAGUUAUACUUUUCGUUUAAUUUUUUAUAGGCUUACUAGAAUAAGGCAUAUUAGAAAUAUGAGGGGGAUUAGCGAUAAUGAUUUUAUUAUAACUAAUCCUAUGGUAAUAUUAAGAUUAAGUUCUAUUUUAAGAGGAGCAAGAUUAUCUUGAGUAAUAUUUCCUGAAUAUUAUAUAAUUUGUUUAAGGAGGUUUAUAAAAAGUUUGGUAUUAUUAUUAUUAUUAAUUGGUUCUUUUACUGGAUAUAUAUUAAAUAUUAUAAGUUUAAAUGAAACUUUAAGUAGUUUAGGUUUAUAUUUUAUUAGAAGGUUUUCAGGAUCUAUGUGAUUUAUACCUUUUUUAUCUAGGGUAAAAUUAAAUUAUUAUAUUUUAAAAUUGGGAAAAAGGUAUGAUAAAAUUGGAGAUAAAGGAUGAUCUGAAUAUUUUGGGGGACAAGGAGGAUUUAGUGUAAUUAUAAAAGGUUCUUAUUAUUUAGAAGUUACUCAGGGUAAUAUAAUUAAAAUUUAUAUAAAGAGGUUUUUUUUAUGAGUGACUAUUGUUGUUAUUAUGUUGGUUUUAAUUUAA